AUGAUAGAUGCCCAUGGUACUUUAGCAAUUAAUGAAGAAGGAAGAGUUAAGUUAAAUAUUUCACAACAAAAUGCAGACCAUAAAAGCUUCAUUGAAAUGAAGACAAAAUUAACUGGUAAAAUUAAAAUCGACGAAAAAACAAAUACUAUUAGCUUUUUAUUAAAGGAUGUCAACAGUGGUAUUAUUAGAGUUAUGAAUAUUGGUAAUUUUGGAAACCCAGAAAAGCAAAAACAAUUUAGUGAAGUUUGUAAAAUAUAUAAUAUCAAAUAUAGAGAACAGGAGAAAAUAUCCCCAACCGAUGGCUGGGUAGUUGGAAUGUACGAAGCUUUAUGCCAUGCCCAUAUAAAUAUGAGAGAACUCUCUUUGACUUUAACAUUUGAACAUGACAACUAUGAAAUAUGA
Molecule: messenger RNA, 402 nt
Organism: Dictyostelium purpureum
Lineage: Eukaryota; Evosea; Eumycetozoa; Dictyosteliales; Dictyosteliaceae
Exons: 1
Coding region: 1-402 (133 amino acids)
Source: RefSeq, a predicted model, not a curated record